This is a messenger RNA of Dioszegia hungarica, 1296 nucleotides long. RefSeq names its product putative nucleolar protein. The record is from RefSeq and is a predicted model, not a curated record. The transcript has 6 exons. NCBI's taxonomy places the organism in Eukaryota, Fungi, Basidiomycota, Tremellomycetes, Tremellales, Bulleribasidiaceae. Gene Ontology annotation, cellular component: preribosome, large subunit precursor; nucleolus. Gene Ontology annotation, biological process: maturation of LSU-rRNA; maturation of 5.8S rRNA. Gene Ontology annotation, molecular function: rRNA primary transcript binding. Bases 1 to 1296 code for a protein of 431 amino acids.
AUGGCGCCCGAGGGAAAGAUCAAGAAUGCUCACAAGCGGUCAGAAAUACACCGCAAGACUAAGCGGGAGAAGGAGCAGGUCAAGCUCAAGAGGCGGAUGGAGAUAAGAAAAGCUGAGAAGUCAAAAGAUGGAGGCGCGGAGCUCAAGAGGGAACGACUAGCGAAGAACAUCCCUCGGACUAUCGACAAUACAAGAGUGUACGACUCUUCCUCCUACCUCACUGCGGACCCGGCGACUCUGCGUGCAGCCGCGGAGAAGGCAGCUGAAGCGAGCCGUCGCCUUAACGGCGAGGGCGACGAUGACGAAGAGGACGAGGAGGAUGAGGACAUGGAGGACUCUGACGAGGAGGAUGACGAGGAGGAGGAAGAUGAGACUCCACAGGCGGAAGAAGGGGAGGUUGGGGCAACAUCCGACGAGCCCGCCGUGGACCCUACCGCCCUCCCUUCCCAGCCUACACUCCCACCAGGUCCCCCACCACGGAUCAUGAUCACCACCUCUCCUUCGCCAUGUAAGGAUACCUAUGCGUUCUGCGAGGACUUGAAGGGGAUCUUCCCGGGCGGAGAGUUCUUCAAGCGUCCAAAGGGGAAAGGAUUCGAGAUCGGGCGUGUGGCGAGAUGGGCGGCCAAGAGGGGGUUCAAAGCUGUUUGCGUGGUGAACGAGGAUCACAAGAUCGCUAACGCAAUAACAAUCAUGUCGCUCCCGGCUGGACCAACGGCAUACUUCAAGCUGACGAGUAUGGUGCUUGGCAAGAAGAUCUAUAAGCAUGCCAGACCCACACCUCAUUCCCCCGAACUGAUCCUCAACAACUUCACCACUCUCCUCGGUCACUCUGUCGGCAGACUCUUCGGUGCCCUCUUCCCCCCACAACCCCAAUUCCGCGGCCGACAAGUGGUCACCCUUCACAAUCAGCGCGAUUUCCUCUUCUUCCGGCGACACCGAUAUCAAUUCGAGAGCGUUACCAAGGCGACCCUCCAAGAGAUCGGGCCGCGCUUUACGCUCAAACUUCGAUGGAUGCGGAAAGGCCUGCCAGCUGUUACAGCAGCGGAUGGGCGGAUACCGGGCGGUGCGCGCGGAGAUGGGGAGGAGGACGCGGAGGAUGGAGAGGAGGCGACAGUGCCGGAUGAAGAUGAGGCGAUGGAUGAGGACGCGGCGAUGAAGGAGAUUGGGACCGCUGCGGGGAGGACGAAAGCGCCGACGAGGGAGGAGCUGGGCAUACCCGCGCUGGAUGAGGAGCAGGAGUAUGAGUGGAAGUGGAAGCCCAAGAUGGAGGUUUCGAGGCGGACCUUCUUCUUGUAG